AAAUAAACCACUGACAGACAGUUACCACAGCAGCAGCAGUGAGGAGGCCAUCAUCAUCGUCGACUGCUGAAAGAGCCAAGUUUUUUUUUUGUCUUUUCACGGACGGACGGGACGGGACGGAAAGUUUGUGUCCGCGAAUAAGUGAGUCAAUUUCCGUGGAUUCCGAUCGGGAAGUCGCGAUUCGACUUGGAUCGAUCGAGCCGCGCGUAGUGCACUCGUCCUCCGGUGGUUUCGGGUACGGUUUCCGGUCGAAAAAGCGAAGAAAACCUCGCCAAUAAGGAAAAUUUCCGCAGUGGGUGCAGAAAGAAGAAAAAAGGUGUCGACGAUUCAUUCGUUGUUGAUUUGACCCUCUUUCGUGUCUGAAGUUGGUGUGUUGAUUUUUCUACCGUCAUCCAACAGUGUCCAAUGGUGGCAAAAUUUUCAUCGCGAUAAGGUUUCCGCAGAAAAUUGGUGCUGCGAGAGUUUUGCGGCAGGAGUUUGGCGUUAAUCCGUGGAAUGUGGGGCACCUGACCCAGCAAAUUGAUUGCAUCGUAAUGGCGUUUCAGUGAGCUCUCGAGACGAGUGUUGAAAUAGAGAAGGAGUGAGGCAAGAAAUUGUUUCCAUCUUUUUCGUGAUUUUUCCACCCUCGAAACGGUGCUGUAAAACUAACGGAACUCCAGUGAGAGAGAUCUGGAGAGUGUGAUUCCCGAAAAAUUGUGCACCAGUUGUGGUCGAUUGUGAUCGUUAUAUGGGGGUGUCUUUCUCCGUCGAGAGGUAAAGAAGUGAAGGAAAAGAGUUACCGAGUCGAGAAGUGGGGGGUUGGUUGAAGCCCGUCAAAAGCGAAGAACAUUGUGAUUUUUUCUUUCCAUCAUACACACCCAGUUCCCGAUGUGCGUGGAGUCCGGGUUCCGGAACAAGGGCAGCAAAGCUGGAACCGUCUGAUAUUGGUCUGUGGGAAAUGUCCUCCUCGGCGACUGGACAUCAUCUAACGACAAUCCAGUCAUCCAGUGGUGGCGGCAGCACUUGCAACAACAACAACAACAACAGUCGCUCGAUGCUUUCGGUGAAUCUGGAAGCGGCCGCGAUGGCCAACGAUCCCCUGCGGGAUCUGUUCGAGGCGUGCAAAACGGGCGAUCUGGUCAAGGUGAAGAAGCUCAUCACGUCACAAACCGUCAACGCCCGGGACACCGCUGGGAGGAAAUCUACUCCGCUGCAUUUUGCCGCUGGUUACGGUCGUCGAGAUGUGGUGGAAUUCCUGCUAACCAACGGUGCAUCGAUCCAGGCCCGUGAUGAUGGAGGACUUCAUCCGUUGCACAACGCGUGCUCGUUCGGACAUGCCGAUGUUGUUCGCUUGCUCUUGGAAGCCGGAGCCAAUCCGAACACCCGGGAUAACUGGAACUACACCCCUCUGCACGAGGCCGCCAGCAAGGGAAAGGUGGACGUUUGCAUUGCUCUGCUGCAGCAUGGCGCUGAUCCGAACAUAAGGAACUCGGAAAAUAAGAUCCCCUUGGAUCUGGCAGAUCCUUGCACGCGACCGGUUCUCACGGGUGAGUAUCGGAAAGAUGAACUGCUGGAAGCGGCUCGUUCGGGUUCGGAGGAACGCUUGCUGGAACUGUUGACUCCAUUGAAUGUGAACUGUCAUGCCAGCGAUGGCCGCAAGUCUACUCCUCUACACUUGGCCGCCGGCUACAACCGGAUUCGGGUGGUGCAAAUACUGCUGCAGCAUGGUGCCGAUGUGCACGCCAAGGACAAGGGUGGUCUGGUGCCACUGCACAAUGCAUGUUCCUACGGUCACUUCGAGGUGACCGAACUGCUCAUCAAGCACGGUGGCAACGUGAACGCCAAUGAUCUCUGGGCCUUUACGCCGCUGCACGAGGCCGCUUCCAAGAGUCGGGUGGAGGUGUGCAGUCUGCUGCUGGCCGAGGGAGCCGAUCCGACGCUACUCAACUGCCAUAACAAGUCGGCCAUCGAUUCGGCACCGACGCGCGAACUGCAGGAUAAGAUUACAUACGAAUACAAGGGUCAUUGCGUACUGGACGCCUGCCGUCAGGCGGAUAUUCAGCGACUGAAAAAGAACCUCACCACUGAGACUGUGAAUUUUAUCCAUCCGUACAGCGGAGACACUCCCCUCCACGCCGUAGCUCAAUCCGUCUACCCGAAGCGAAAGCAAGUGCUGGAAGUUCUGAUCCGCAAAGGUGCUCUACUAAACGAGAAGAACAAAGACUUUCUUACGCCGUUGCACAUUGCCGCGGAUAAUUCCCACUAUGAGAUAAUGGAUGUGCUGCUGCGUCACGGUGCCAAAGUAGAUGCACUGGAUGGGCUCGGACAAACGGCACUGCAUCGGUGUGCUCGAGAGGAUAACAUCCAAGCUUGUCGGCUGUUGAUGUCGUACAAUAUUGACAUUAGUAUCGUUUCGCUUCAAGGAUACACGGCUGCUCAGUUGGCGACUGAGAACGUACUGAAAAUCCUACAGGACCCACCAUCGGAUACGGUGGACCUGGAGUGUCAACUGCUGGAGGCAGCUAAGGCAGGUGAUUUGGAUACGGUUCGACGGAUUGUCAUGUCCAAUCCGAUGACUGUUAACUGCCGUGAUCUGGACGGGCGUCAUUCGACACCGUUGCAUUUUGCUGCCGGAUACAACCGCGUUCCGGUGGUUGAGUUCUUGCUGGAGCAUGGAGCCGAGGUGCACGCCUCGGAUAAAGGAGGACUAGUACCGCUGCACAAUGCCUGCUCAUACGGACACUACGAGGUGACCGAGCUACUGGUGAAACACGGGGCCAAUGUGAAUGUUGCCGACUUGUGGAAGUUUACGCCGCUUCACGAAGCUGCUGCCAAGGGAAAGUACGAGAUUGUAAAGCUGCUUAUAAAGCACGGAGCAGACGUAACGAAGAAAAACCGCGACGGUGCAACUCCGUUGGAUUUGGUACGGGAAGGUGAUCAAGAUGUGGCGGACUUACUUCGUGGAAAUGCGGCUUUGUUGGAUGCCGCCAAGAAAGGUAACCUGGCACGGGUUCAGCGGCUUGUCCAACCGGACAACAUCAACUGCCGGGACGCUCAGGGUAGGAACUCAACUCCUCUGCAUUUAGCUGCUGGCUACAACAAUUUGGAAGUGGCAGAGUAUCUACUGGAACAUGGCGCCGACGUGAACGCACAGGAUAAGGGAGGACUGAUUCCCCUGCACAAUGCAUCGUCCUACGGGCAUCUGGAUAUCGCCGCUCUACUGAUUAAGCACAACACUGUGGUCAACGCCACCGAUAAAUGGGGCUACACUCCGCUGCACGAAGCCGCCCAGAAGGGACGCACACAACUCUGUUCGCUACUCCUCGCACAUGGUGCCGAUCCGUUCAUGAAGAACCAGGAAGGUCAAACCAGCCUGGAUCUGGCAACGGCAGAGGACGUCAAGUGUCUCCUGCAGGACGCCAUGGUCGCAUCCCAGGCAUCCAUCGCUGCUAACGGGGGCACUUCCAUGGCCAACAGUUCCCUGAUGGCAACCACGUGUUCACCAACGACCGAAACGGUCACACUGCCAACGGGUGCUUCUAUGACCCUAUCGGUUCCAGUUCCACAGCUUCCGAUACGCAGCUGUCUCAGUCCGGCGCAGGGAGCCGAAACGAACAGCGACGGGGUCGUCCUGGACGACGACAAGAUGCAACAGGUGGUAUCGAUCGAAUCGUCGGUGUCCGCUUUUCUCACUAGUCUACAGCUGGAGCACCUGAUUGAGCUGCUCGAACGCGAACAGAUCACCAUGGACAUCCUGGCCGAGAUGGGACACGAAGAUUUGAAACAGGUCGGCGUCUCGGCGUACGGUUUCCGACACAAGAUCCUCAAGGGCAUUGCCACUCUGCGUGCGACCACAGGUCUAGGACUGACUCCGAACCCGGGCACUCUUCUGGUUGAUCUGCUUCCCGACGACAAGGAGUUUCUUGCCGUCGAAGAAGAGAUGCAAGCGACGAUAAGAGAGCACCGGGACAACGGUCACUCUGGCGGUUACUUCAAUCGAUACAACAUUGUCAGGGUGCAAAAGGUUCAAAAUCGAAAACUGUGGGAACGAUACGUCCACCGGCGGAAGGAAAUAUCCGAGGAAAACGGGCACCAAGCAAGCGAACGGAUGCUUUUCCACGGGUCGCCGUUCAUCAAUGCAAUCGUGCAGAAGGGCUUCGACGAACGGCACGCCUACAUCGGGGGAAUGUUUGGGGCGGGCAUCUACUUUGCGGAGCACAGUUCCAAGUCGAAUCAGUACGUGUACGGGAUCGGAGGCGGUAUCGGUUGUCCGGCGCAUAAGGACAAGUCGUGUUAUCAGUGUCAUAGACAAUUACUACUUUGUCGGGUAGCUCUAGGGAAAUCGUUCCUGCAAUUUAGUGCAAUGAAGAUGGCUCAUGCGCCACCUGGACAUCACUCCGUCAUCGGACGGCCCUCGGCUGGUGGGUUGCAUUUUCCGGAAUAUGUCGUGUAUCGAGGUGAACAGGCUUAUCCGGAGUAUCUGAUCACCUACCAGAUCGUCAAACCGGACGACAGCGCCAGCCCGGAGGAACCAGCAAGAUGAUGGACAAUCUCCGCAGUCAGCAACAUCGGUCAGAAUAACAAUAUCGUGUUUGCCAGUACCAGCACUGGCAACAACAACAGCAGCAGCAGCAGCAACACCAACAAC
Ochlerotatus camptorhynchus is the source of this 4627-nucleotide messenger RNA. RefSeq names its product tankyrase (gene Tnks). Bases 938 to 4522 code for a protein of 1194 amino acids. The transcript is spliced from 11 exons. Gene Ontology annotation, cellular component: cytoplasm; nucleus. The record is from RefSeq and is a predicted model, not a curated record. Lineage: Eukaryota; Metazoa; Arthropoda; Insecta; Diptera; Culicidae. Gene Ontology annotation, molecular function: protein binding; NAD+ poly-ADP-ribosyltransferase activity.